Messenger RNA from Lasiosphaeria miniovina, 561 nucleotides. RefSeq names its product cytochrome c oxidase subunit VB-domain-containing protein. NCBI's taxonomy places the organism in Eukaryota, Fungi, Ascomycota, Sordariomycetes, Sordariales, Lasiosphaeriaceae. The transcript has 5 exons. Gene Ontology annotation, cellular component: mitochondrial envelope. The record is from RefSeq and is a predicted model, not a curated record. The coding region runs from base 1 to 561 and encodes 186 amino acids. Gene Ontology annotation, biological process: mitochondrial electron transport, cytochrome c to oxygen.
AUGUUCUUGCAACGCUCCGCCGUGGCUGUCGCGCGCCGCGCCGCCUUCUCCCCCGUGCUGCGACGCACCCUGGCCACGUCGGCCGUACGCCCGACGGCUCCGACCACUAAAUUCAAGAGACUCAGCGAGGUCAAGACGAAGGACGAUCUCUUCGGCCCCGGCGCGGCUACCGGCACUGUCCCCACAGACCUUGAGCAGUCGACUGGUCUGGAGCGUCUCGAGAUUCUCGGCAAGAUUGAGGGCAUCGAUGUCUUCGACAUGAAGCCGCUGGAUGCGUCGCGUCUCGGAACACUUGAGGACCCCAUCUUGGUCCGCUCUGCCGGUGACGAGCAGUACUGCGGCUGCACUGGUUUCCCGGCCGACUCGCACGAGGUUAUCUGGCUGACGACGUCCCGCGAGCGCCCGGUUGAGCGUUGCCCAGAGUGCGGCAGCGUUUACAAGAUGGAGUAUGUCGGACCCGAGGAGGACGCGCACGCGCACGACCACGGUCACGGCCACGACGAGCACGCCUGGGUCGAGCCCAAGACCUGGGCCGACCACGUCAAGCCCAGCUACUGGUAA